Messenger RNA from Rana temporaria (common frog), 1445 nucleotides. RefSeq names its product odorant receptor 131-2-like. Gene Ontology annotation, cellular component: membrane. Bases 42 to 965 code for a protein of 307 amino acids. Lineage: Eukaryota; Metazoa; Chordata; Amphibia; Anura; Ranidae. Gene Ontology annotation, molecular function: G protein-coupled receptor activity. Gene Ontology annotation, biological process: G protein-coupled receptor signaling pathway. The record is from RefSeq and is a predicted model, not a curated record. The transcript has a single exon.
UGGGAUUCUAAAAAAUCAAGGCAAGCUCAACACUUUCUACCAUGGCGAGCGCUUCGCUUCUUCAAAGCAACAUGGUUCAGCUGACCUUCGCUAACAACAAAAUUGACACUUAUAUUCACUUGACUUUUAUAUCUUUGGUCACUGUUUGCCUCUGCUUCUUCUUGUGCUUCAUUGUGGUUGUGCUCAGCAUCUUCUUCACCAGUCCACAUCUCCGGGAGGAUGCUCGUUAUGUCCUCUUUGUCUACAUGCUUGUGAAUGACACGUUUUUUCUCCUGUCUGGUUUCACUUUGAUGCUAGGUGCAAUAUACCUUCUGUACAUCCCUGUACCAGUUUGCUUCAUUUUGUCCACAGUUUCAACAAUGGGUUUUCGAGUGACCCCAACCACCCUGGCAGCCAUGGCACUAGAAAAAUACAUAGCCAUAUGUCACGCAUUACGUCAUAAGGACCUGUGCACCCCGCAAAGAGCCAAUGUGGUUUUUACCCUCAUAUGUAUCGCACUGAUCAUUCCAAAUGCUGCUGACUUAGGUCUUAUGGCUUCAUCAAAUACAAAUAUAUUCAAUAUUUCUGUUAUAUGUAGAAUGGAACGCCUGUUUGUGAAUCCUUUUCAAUAUGUUUUAAGGUCAAUUAUUCUUGCAACGUGUUUUGUUUUGGUGACCUUUAUCAUAUUAUUCACAUAUAUCAAGAUCUCGAUGGUCGCUCGUAGAGUUAGCUCACAGUCUUCUAAUGCCUCCAAAGCCAAGAAAACCAUCUUGCUCCACGGCUUUCAGCUACUCUUAUGCACAAUGUCUUUAUUGUCGGCAUUCACUGAAGCUUUGCCUGCCAGUCAAGCCAUAUUUUUACCUUCGUUCAACUUCUUUGUGUUUAGUUGCCUGCCAAGGUUCCUCAGUCCAAUCAUCUAUGGAAUCCGGGAUGAAUAUUUGAGGGAACGUAUUAAGAAGUCUUUAACAAGACUUCUUAAAAACUAGAUGAUAAUGAGAUAUGGGUAAAAUUGUAAGCUUGUCCUGAUUUGGCCUUGAUAAACUAUAUAAAAAAAACAACAGGCUCCUCCGUAAAAUGGUACAAAGAGCAAUGCAGAUAUGGAAAAAAAAUCUGGCCCUUGGUUUUCAUGGACUUGACUUCAGCAAAUUGACUGCUAUGGUUUUUUUCAUUCUUUCUCGUUUUGCUGUCUAAUUGCCUAAUAUAUCAAAAAUGUGCUAAACUCUGGGAAUGUGAAAGAAACUACCCUUGUAGUGGGGCUUUCCUCAAAAUGCAAGGAUUAAAUGCUUGUUUUUGCCUAGGGCAGGGGUUUCCAAAUUUUCUAAAGAAAGGAUCAAUUUGCUGCCCUUCAGACUUUAGGGGGGCCGGACUGUACUCAGUGGAAGUAAGCAAUGCUCAGUCUUUGGUAUAAGGGGGAGAAAUAGUUGGUGCCAUUUAGAGGAAUAGUGUCCCAUUGUUGGGGUCAGUGG